This is a messenger RNA of Kickxella alabastrina, 722 nucleotides long. RefSeq names its product nucleoside diphosphate kinase. Gene Ontology annotation, molecular function: nucleoside diphosphate kinase activity. The transcript has 3 exons. The record is from RefSeq and is a predicted model, not a curated record. The coding region runs from base 63 to 569 and encodes 168 amino acids. Gene Ontology annotation, biological process: GTP biosynthetic process; UTP biosynthetic process; CTP biosynthetic process. Lineage: Eukaryota; Fungi; Kickxellomycota; Kickxellomycetes; Kickxellales; Kickxellaceae.
GAAAGCGAAAGCGAAAAAAAACCCGAAAAAGAAAAGAAAAAGAAAAAAUUGUGUCAACAAGAAUGCGGAUUCUAACGAGCGUGUCCUUUGUACUUUUCAGCACCCUCCUUCUCGCCCUUCUUUCCUCUCCAUCAUCCUGCACUCCACCAAAAGAGCGUUCUUUCAUUGCUGUCAAGCCCGACGGAGUCCAGCGCGGUCUGGUCGGAGAGAUCCUGCGUCGCUUCGAGACCCGCGGUUUCAAGAUCCUUGCCCUCCAGCUUGUCCACCCUAGCAAGGAGCUCCUGAGCGAGCACUACUCGGACCUCGCCGGCAAGGCCUUCUUCCCCAGCCUGCUCGCCUACAUGCAGUCCGGCCCCGUUGCCGCUUUUGUCAUCCAGGGCAAGGGUGCUGUCAAGAUUGGCCGCGACUCCGCCCCCGGCACCAUCCGUGCUGACUUUGCCCUGGAUAUUGGAAAGAACGUCUGCCACGGCUCCGACUCGGUUGAGGCUGCUGAGCGCGAGAUCGGUCUGUGGUUCCCCCAGGGUCUCAAGUCCUACACCCGCGCUGUUGACACCGUCCUCUACGAGUAAAUUGUUUCGGGCGUCUCUGUUGUUUGAUGCUAGGCCUGUUUCCUAUAUUUUGUAAUAAACGACGAGUCUUUACAUUUGUCUCAAUCUGUUGUGUUAAAGCGGAAUUUGUAUCGUCUGAUUUCAAAGUAUUUCUCGGUUCUAAUUCAGGAGAGU